UCAACGGCCGCGGCGGGGCGGAGCCGUGCUGAGCCGAGCCGAGCCGGGACAGCAGCGGGGCCGCGCCGAGCCGAGCCGAGCCGGGCAGCGGGGAGCGGGCAGCACCGAGCCGAGGCUGGGGUCGCGACAGGGACCGCGCCGAACCGAGCCGCGCCGGGAGCGGGCCACGGUGCCGCGCCGAGCGGGGCCCGAGCCGAGCCGAGCCGCGCCGGGACCGGGCCGAGCGGCGGCACCGAAGCGCUCGGGGCGCAGCGGGGCCGUGCGGAGCCGAGCCGGAGCGGCCGGGCUGGCGAGGGGCAGGGAGAGCCCCUGUGCCCGGGCAGGGGCCGCAGCCGUGGCCGGGACCGGAGCCGGGACCGGGACCGGGACCGGGGCCGGGGCCGGGGCAGGGCCGGGGGCGGUGGCCGGGGGCUGCGGGGCGGCGGCGGCGGCGGCGCUGGCUCUGCGCUGGGGCGGCGCGGGGGGCACGGGGGGCAGCGCGGCCAGCAGCGGCUACUGCAGCCAGGAGGACUCCGACUCCGAGCCCGAGCUCUUCUACACCGCCCGCACCUCCCUCGGCCGCCGCCCGCGCCGCCGCCAGGAUGAACCCAGCAGCUGGGACACGGCCGAGCUGGACCCGGCGCAGGUGGAGCAGCGCAUCAAGGAGUACAACAGCCAGAUCAACAGCAACCUCUUCAUGAGCCUGAACAAGGACGGCUCCUUCACCGGCUUCAUCAAGGUGCAGCUGAAGCUGGCGCGUCCCGUCUCCGUGCCAGCUGCCAAGCGGGGGCCUGGGGGGCGGCCGGGGCAGCGCGGGCCGGGGGUGAAGCGCCGCACGUCCUUCUACCUGCCCCGAGGCACCGUCAAGCACCUGCACGUCCUCUCGCACACCCGUGCCAGCGAGGUCAUCAGCGCCCUGCUCAGGAAGUUCACCGUGGUGGACGACCCCCGAAAGUUCGCCCUCUUCGAGAGGUCCGAGAAGGAUGACCAAGUGUUCCUCCGCAAGCUCUCGGACGAGGAGCAGCCGCUUCGGCUGCGCCUGCUGGCUGGCCCCAGCGAGAAGGCGCUGAGCUUCGUGCUGAAGGAGAACGACAGCGGCGAGGUCAACUGGGACGCCUUCACCCUGCCCGAGCUGCACAACUUCCUGCGCAUCCUGCAGCGCGAGGAGGACGAGCAGGUGCGGCGCGUCCGGCACCGCUACGCCCGCUGCCGCCGCGAGAUGCAGGACGCCCUGGCCAUGAGGGCACCGCGGUGACCACCGCCACCGUCACCACCACCAGCAGCACCAGGACGGACACCUGCCGGCGGGGGGACGUCGCUGGGACGGAACGGGACGGGAUGGGGCGGAAUGGGGCGGGAUGGGGCGGGGGGGACAGGAAUAAAGCGGCUGCACCCCCGC
Anas platyrhynchos (mallard) is the source of this 1378-nucleotide messenger RNA. RefSeq names its product Ras association domain family member 1 (gene RASSF1). The record is from RefSeq and is a predicted model, not a curated record. Gene Ontology annotation, biological process: Ras protein signal transduction. Gene Ontology annotation, cellular component: nucleus; microtubule cytoskeleton. NCBI's taxonomy places the organism in Eukaryota, Metazoa, Chordata, Aves, Anseriformes, Anatidae.